CUGCGAUUGUAUCCAUUCGAAAACAAUUUUGCAAAAAAUAAAAUCAAAAUAGAUCGUGACCUUUACUUACACGACCUGAUAACAUACAACGUACAGUUUCUCAAUCGAAAGAAACGUUAAAAGUUAAAACAUUAUACGAACGAUCUGCAUCACGAGUAUCAAGAGUUCAUGUUCAGUAUUAUGUUGAGACAUGCAGACAGCAUUCAUUUUGGAAUGAAGGAAGACACACAAAGAAAGAUACGUUUAAGAACAUCCCUUAUAGAAAAUGUGCAGCAUAUGUUACUAUAGCUACAUCGAUAUUAGGUUUAUACUAUUACUAUAAGUUUCAAGGAGUUCAUGCAUUGAAUAAGAAAAAUGUACAAUGUGGAGAGUUCAAGAAAGGUUUAAAGAUGUAUACUUUGGAAGAAGUUGGCAAACAUGAUAAUAAAGAGGCACAUGUAUGGGUUACAUACAAGCAAGGGGUGUAUGAUAUAACAGAUUUUAUUGAAAAACAUCCAGGUGGUUCUUCGAAGAUAAUAAUGGCUGCUGGCAGUUCUAUUGAACCAUUUUGGACAAUCUUUGCUAAUCACAAUGCUCCAGAAAUAUAUGAGCUGUUAGAGUCAAUGAGAAUUGGAAACAUUUCUAAAGAAGAUGCAGACUCCAAUAAAGAUAAUCAAAAUGAUCCCUAUGCAAAGGAACCUGCUAGACACAGAGCUCUGAAAAUUAAUGGCCAUAAACCCUUCUGUGCUGAACCACCUCCUUCUUUAUUAGUUGAAAGCUUUAUCACACCAACAGAAUUGUUUUAUGUUAGGAAUCAUCUACCUGUUCCAGAGGUAGACCUGAAAACAUACGUUUUAGAAGUAGCUGUAGAGGAAAAAACACGAAAAACUCUCCGUUUUGAAGAUAUUAAAAAAUAUCCGAAAUACACUAUAACAAGUGCCGUGAUGUGUGGUGGAAAUAGACGAUCUGAAAUGGCACAGGAGAAACAAUUGAAAGGGCUUAGUUGGGGUGUAGGUGCUGUAGGCAAUGCUACAUGGACUGGUGCAAGGCUGUGCGAUGUACUUGAAGAUUUAGAGAUUAAUGAAGACAAUUACGAUCAUGUACAGUUCGAAGGAUACGAUUUAGACCCUUCUGGUACACCAUACGGUGCGAGUAUACCUAUUAGUAGGGCUUUGGAUCCUAGAGCUGAUGUAAUUUUAGCUUACGAAAUGAAUGGACAACCGAUACCAAGAGACCAUGGUUUUCCCAUUCGAGUAAUCGUUCCUGGCGUUGUAGGAGCUAGGAAUGUGAAAUGGCUUGGCAAAAUAAUCAUCUCGAAAGAAGAAAGCCAUUCGCAAUGGCAACGAGGCGAUUACAAGGGCUUCUCGCCUAGCAUCGAUUGGGAUAACGUGGACUUUUCUAAGGCACCUGCUAUUCAGGAAAUGCCUGUGAUUUCUGCGAUUUGUAAACCAGAACCAUCAGAAACGGUUAAAGUAAAAAAUGGGAAAAUAAAUGUUAAAGGAUACGCAUGGUCAGGAGGUGGCCGUAAAACGAUUCGCGUCGAUAUAACGAACGAUCAAGGUAAAACUUGGCACACUGCGAAUUUAGAUGCUGAAGAUACAAAUGCUAAGCAAGGUCGUUACUGGAGCUGGACGCUGUGGAACGUGGAUCUUCCUGUUAAAAAAGAUUACAAAGAAACAGAAAUUUGGGCAAAGGCUGUGGAUGCGUCGUACAAUGUUCAACCGGAAAGCUUCAAAAAUAUUUGGAAUUUACGAGGUUUCCUCUGUAACGCGUAUCACAGAGUUAAAGUUAAAUUGGAGCAUUGAACUCCUAAAAACAAUUUAAGACCCUAAGUACGAGAGAAAAUUCUUAUUCGUAAAUAAUGCGAUUGUAAUUUAGUUUUAUGAUUUUGUUUAUAUCUACGUUUCGUAAUUAGAGGUGAAUAUUAUAAACCUGUUGCCAGCAUUACAUUUACUCAGUUUGUUUUUACGAUUAUUUCAUUAAAAAA
Hylaeus volcanicus is the source of this 1966-nucleotide messenger RNA. RefSeq names its product sulfite oxidase, mitochondrial (gene shop). The record is from RefSeq and is a predicted model, not a curated record. The transcript is spliced from 7 exons. Gene Ontology annotation, molecular function: molybdenum ion binding; oxidoreductase activity; heme binding. Gene Ontology annotation, cellular component: mitochondrion. NCBI's taxonomy places the organism in Eukaryota, Metazoa, Arthropoda, Insecta, Hymenoptera, Colletidae. Bases 390 to 1784 code for a protein of 464 amino acids.